AUAACAUUAUCUCUCAACGUAUUCAGUGGCACGACUACGAAAAUUAUAAAUGUGAUAAAUGCUUCACUUCCUCUAUGGCAUAGAGGAUAUGCUAUUAGUCACGUUUCAUCCAAGCUUCCUAUUUACUUUAGAUUCGCAAGUAUUUAUUUCCAUGUCGUUUUCUCGUUAUUCUAUCAAGUGCUUGCGUUUAAAACAAAAUUUUGCUAACGAGCAAACUGCUGUGAAAUACCAAAAGCGCGCGAUUUUAAUAUUUGCGGAUAGGACGAGAAUGCACAGUACUACUACUGUAUUGAUACAAAAAAUAUGUAUUAUCAGCACGUAUCUUCAGCAACUUCAGGGUCUUUCCGUCUAAUGUACGUAUAAAAUCAUCACCAGCUGUGCCGAGGCGUAUACUUUGCAAACAGGAAGGCUGAGUGCUACAGGCGUAGAUCUAUUUUACCUUUUAUACCAUUUUAUUUAUUGUAUUACCGAAAUGUCUCGAAUCGUAUGGAUAAUAGCUUUCCUCGGUGUUAUUACUGGGACUACUUCCACCAUUCUCGACAAUCCUCGCGAUUUAAAAUGGUUAUCCGGCGUAGAUCAAGUACCGGUAAUUAAACAAGCUAAAGAAGAACGAACGCUUUGCGACACCAAGGAAUGCAUACAACUCGCAAACAUGUUAUCGGAGGGCAUGAACACCUCGUUGGACCCCUGCGAUAACUUCUACGAGUACGCUUGCGGAAAUUGGAAAGUGCACAAUCCUCGUCCUAAAGACGAAACCUCUUGGAAUUUAUUGAGAAUGCUUCAAACGAUCGUGGAAAAACGUGUCCUAGAAAUAAUGGAAAAAGAUUCAAGCCCUGACGACCUCUUGGGCAUGAGACUCUCCAAACGAGCAUACAAGGCUUGCUCGAAUACAGAUGAAUUGGAAAAGAAGGGACUCCAACCACUUUUGCUUACCUUAUGGAGAAUAGGUGGCUGGCCGAUGAUAAUGGAAGACGACGAAUGGAACGAGGAUUUGUAUAAAUGGCAACUGGUGGACGAUUAUUACGCUUCUUUAACAGGUUUGAACAGUUUGCACGAUCUCAGUACCGACCCAGUUCAUUGGUUAAAUAGGACAGUGUCCUUUCGUCUGAGCAGUCCGCAUUUGCUGCCAAAAGUAUACAAACUCGUGGGCUACGACGAGAUCGAAAUGGACAGUAGCGAUGAAGACAACGAUGAAAAAGACAGUCAAGAACGAGGUAGCAAGGAGAAACGUGACAGCGAAGAGCUCGAAGUCGAAGACGAGGAUAAUGAAUAUAAAAAGAAACUGUCGAGAAAACGAGUAGCCAAAAAGAUGCUUAAACGAGGUGACGAUGAAAAGAAAAGUAGGAGGUCGAAGAGGGCUGCGAUAAACGCAAAAGUUCAGAAGCGGUACCGUGUCGUGGAGAAAUUCAUUGCUCGCAAGGUUAUAACAUUAUCGAAACGAAAACCAACGUCUUCAGUUGACGAAUCUAUAGGGAAGAGUAAUCUGAGAAUCGAUGAGAAGAAAUAUGAUACAAACGGUGACAUGUACUUUGACGAUGACGUAGAUUAUGGCAGUUACAUCGACGAAGAAAAUGAUGACGAAGGCAACGAAGAAACUGUCAACGAUAGCGACGAUGACGAAAAGAAUGACGAAAGUGGUAGUGGUAGCGGUAACGGUGAUAAAGGAGACGAUGAAGAUGGUAGCGGUGACGAAGGAGACGAUGAAGAUGGUAGCGGUAAUGGUGAUGAAGGAGACGAUGAAGAUGGUAGCGGUGAUGAAGGAGACGAUGAAGAUGGUAGCGGUGAUGAAGGAGACGAUGAAGAUGGUAGCGGUAGCGGUGACGAUGACGAAGAGUCUCCAGAUGACGGAGACAGUUAUAGUGAAUCAGAGGAAGAAAGGGAACGGGAACAAUUCAGGAAGAAAUACGCAGGAUACAUAUUAAAUGUUGCCAGAGCCCUUACCAAAGCCAGAGGUAUCCCGAUACCAAAAGAGAGGCUCCAGAAAGACAUCGAUGACUUGAUCAAGUUCCAGAUAAGUUUCAUAAAGAUUAUAUACGCGGAGUACAUUGGACGAUCCACUCAGCUUCGACUGUUCCAAAAAUCCUACGACGAUUUGAAAUCCAAGACGAGCAACAGCAAAAUAAAUUGGGUGAAAAAGGUGCAAGAUUUGGCCGCUACAGCGGGGAUAGAAGUUGAUAUCAACACAAAUAUCUCAGUUCCAUCAAGCCUUUACAUGAAGAGUUUAAAAAAGUUGUUGGAUAAUACACCCAGCAGGACAAUUGUGAAUUACAUUCAUUGGAACAUCCUUAGUAGAGUAAUAAAAGCUACUACGAAGGAAAUGGAGGACUUGUACGCAUCUUGGGAAGACAGCGAGGAUAACACGAUUACGAGAUCAGAAGUAUGCAUCGAAGACUUAAAGCUGAAAAACUAUUUGGGUUACGAGUAUGUGAAACGCUAUUUUCCUGACGAAACUAUGAAAGCGGCCUUGGACAUGAUCGACGACAUCCAAAAGGAAGUCGAAUAUCAGAUCAAAGGUGCAACUUGGCUCGACGAUAGCACCAAGGAUUUCGUUUUAGACAAAUUGGUGUACAUGGUCAAGAUGAUUGGGUAUCCACCUUGGUAUCGAAAUAGCACCGUCGUAAAAAAUUAUUUCCGAGGACUCAGUAUUAGUCAAUCGCAUUUCGAAAACGUUUUGAGUGUCAUGAGAUACAAAAAACAGCAGAACAUAAGAAGCGUGUUCACGGGAGAAGCGGACAAACGAUAUGACAUAGAUCCUUUGCUCGUGAAUGCCUUUUUCAUGCCCAGUUUAAACGCUAUCGAGGUAACAGCGGCUGAUUUUCAGAGACCUUUCUACGCGCCCAACCAUCCAUGGUAUACAAACUUUGGUCUUAUAGGGUACAUCAUGGGUCACGAAAUAAACCAUGGAUACGACAGCCGUGGUCAUUUGUUCGACAGACGCGGUGCUUACACGGAAUGGUUACGCGCGAUGGCAGAGGAGUACGAUAAAAGGGCGGACUGUUUUAUAGAUCAAUUUAACAGAUACAGCGUGGUAGAAAAUAGAACAGCCAAUGUUCCAAUAAAGGAUUAUGGCAAACAAACUCAGAUGGAAAAUAUCGCGGACACUAUGGGUCUGCAGGUGGCCUUCAAAGCUUACCAACGAAGGCAAAGGGAAUGCGCGAAACCGGAUCCCAUGUUACCAGGACUUGAGAACUUCACCAAUGACCAACUUUUCUUUUUAUCUCUUGCCAAUGCGUGGUGCGAAUCUACCAGUCCUGAAGCAAUCAAGGAAAAAGAGACACGGGAUUCGCACAGCUUGGGCCCGUUACGAAUAAUAGGGUCCGUUUCCAAUUCCGAGGACUUCGCCAAGGCUUUCAAUUGUCCGGUGGAUAGUCCUAUGAAUCCUAAAAAGAAAUGCAAUAUAUGGAAAUAAGAAUAGUUAAUAGUAACAUAGUUAAAUAAUCACUAGCUCUCUUAUGUCCCUAUAUACUUUAGCAUUAGCUGUAUUUGUAAUACAACUUGUACUUAUCAAGUGCAAUUACUGUAUUCUUUUCCUGUAAUUAAUCCAUGUAUAUGGGUACAGAUUAAAAUAAAUAAAGUACUGUAUAUUUUCA
Hylaeus anthracinus is the source of this 3590-nucleotide messenger RNA. Its product is annotated as neprilysin-1-like. Gene Ontology annotation, molecular function: metalloendopeptidase activity. The record is from RefSeq and is a predicted model, not a curated record. Gene Ontology annotation, cellular component: plasma membrane. Lineage: Eukaryota; Metazoa; Arthropoda; Insecta; Hymenoptera; Colletidae. The transcript is spliced from 18 exons. The coding region runs from base 473 to 3409 and encodes 978 amino acids. Gene Ontology annotation, biological process: protein processing.